Aureobasidium namibiae CBS 147.97 is the source of this 891-nucleotide messenger RNA. Its product is annotated as NAD(P)-binding protein. The transcript has a single exon. Gene Ontology annotation, molecular function: oxidoreductase activity, acting on the CH-OH group of donors, NAD or NADP as acceptor. NCBI's taxonomy places the organism in Eukaryota, Fungi, Ascomycota, Dothideomycetes, Dothideales, Saccotheciaceae. The record is from RefSeq and is a predicted model, not a curated record. Bases 1 to 891 code for a protein of 296 amino acids.
AUGUCUAAUCGCAUCUUUUCCUCGACAUCAUCAAAAUUCAAUGUAGCAAGAGUCCUACCGAAGUCGUCAUUGAACCCUACACAAACUCGAUCCCUGAAACUCUUUGCCUCCUCAAAACACGCUCUUCGCAGAUCCACCUGUCUGAUUACCGGAGCCUCUCGCGGCAUAGGUCGUGCUAUCGCGGUCGCAUUUGCACGCGAAGGUGCUGGCUGUCUCCUUGUUGGCCGUGAUGAGUCAGCUCUGAAGGAAACAUAUGAGCUCUGCACUUCUGCCCGCGGCUCAGUCGGCCGCAGCCAUUUUGUUCUCACAGGCGACAUCAACGACUCAACCUUCUGGUCUACUCUGGAAAAAGAUCCCUGCUGGAAACAUGAGAACGGCAGACUAGAUGUUCUAGUCAACGCGGCCGGUAUCUCGCAUUCAAGUUUGCUGCUACGCACCACACAAGCCAAGGUGGACGACAUCCUAAACACGAAUUUGAGUGCCGCUAUCCAGGCUUCCAGAUUUGCAACCAAGAAGAUGCUGAAAAACUCUGCCGAGGCCGCUAGCGGAGCCGGACAUAUCUUGAACAUCUCAUCGCUGCUUGCGACGCAUGGCGGUGCAGGAAGUGUGGCCUACGCAGCCUCAAAAGCAGGUGUCUUGGGACUUACUCGGUCGCUAGCUGCGGAACUGGGUACCAGAGGUAUCAGAGUCAAUGCUAUUUGUCCAGGGUAUGUGGAAACCGAUAUGACAAGAGCGAUGCCAUAUACCGCAAGAGAUGCUGCUCUUGCAAAAAUUCCAGCUGGCAGAUUCGGCACGGUUGAUGAGAUCGCUGAUGCGGCAGUGUUUCUGUGUGGGAAUCAGUAUGCGAAUAACACCGUGCUGAAUCUUGAUGGUGGAUUGAGUGCUGUAUAG